CAACCGCCAAAGCCACACGAUACACCGCCGUUGUUGCUCUACUACCUGACAUCUAGGACAGCAUACCGCAUCUCUGGAAUUAUACAAACAGAGAAAUCGGAUAGCCACUUGAAUAGGCAUCACCAGAACCUGCCACAGCCCAGCUCUAAAGCUUGCUUCUACGAAUCCGACUCCUGCUUCGUUCGAACACCGUUGUUUUCGUUAAUCUACAACAUCCCAACCAAUCACAAUGGCGCUCCCGAAGAGAAUAAUCAAGGAGACUGAGCGGCUCAUGGCUGAACCUGUUCCUGGUAUUAGUGCUGUUCCUCACGAAGAAAACCUCCGCUACUUUGACGUCGAAAUCCAUGGACCCUCGCAGUCACCCUACGAAGGCGGUAUUUUCAAGCUCGAGCUUUUCCUUCCUGAAGACUACCCGAUGACACCGCCCAAGAUUCGUUUCUUGACCAAGAUUUUCCACCCCAACGUUGAUAAGCUCGGCCGUAUCUGCCUCGACGUCUUAAAGAAUAACUGGUCACCUGCAUUGCAAAUUAGAACUAUCCUGCUCUCGAUCCAGGCUCUCCUUGGCGCACCAAACCCCGACGACCCUCUUGCCGCUGAUGUCGCGAAGAACUGGAAGGAAGACGAGCAGGCCGCCAUCGCAACGGCUAAAGAAUGGACCAAGAAGUACGCGCAGGCUUAGAGUAUCAUUGCAUUCUCCUGUAGCACAUUCAUGAGCAUCAUGGGAUGGAGUUGACGGUUUUGCAUUUCAAGUUUUUCACAGAAGACCUGCGGCUGCUUCCUCAGUGAAGCAAAUGUCGCCUAACCACUAGUUACAAGUAGACUCGUAUAUAUAACUUUAUCAUACUUUUGCCCUUCACGAAGCCUUCGACCAGUACUUGGACGCGAGACUGGUUUUGGCCGUACUAUGCUGCGUCGCCAAAGAAAAGAGUCAAUCCUCUGGCUUAGACCCAGGAUCAUUAGUAGAACAAAUAGGUAGUAUUCACACACAGAAAAUGCAAAAGGAGGAACGCGUAUCUGGUACAAAGGGGGUAUUGGUAGAGUUUGAGUCUCCACUACCACGAUAUAUUGUAUCUACAAUGCUAGAGUACACAAAGGAAAACAAUAGAGGGUGCGGGUUAAGCUGAUUAUACGACGGCGAGGUCGCCGAACUUCUCCUGUAGAGGGCAUUAGUAAUCUCAAAAUAGUCAUAGCUCGACCGUGCAUUCCAUACCUUGUAUCCAGGCACCAUCCAUCGUCCCUUGGAGACGAGCUGGGCGGUCUUCUCGUCGAUCGACUUCUCGGCGGCGGCAACUUCGUCCUGCAAUUAAUUAGCACCAGAUAUUUCUCUAGUUCAUCGACUAAACAUACGACAGUGAGGUCCUCGAAGGGACGAGCGGACUCGAUGUUCUUGAGGGUGGCAGCAAGGUCCUUCAACUCGAGGUCGACGGCCUGCUUGGUAGCCUCGGCGUUCUUGACAGCCUCAACCUCGAAAGCCUCAAUAGCCUUGAGCUGGCGGCUGACAUCGUAGGUGGCGGGCUUGAAAGCAGUGAAACGCUUCUCGAUCUCGUCGAUGACGGCCUGGUUCUUGAGGACGGAGCGGUAGGCGGCGAAGUCGACGGUGGUAGGCUGCUCGGAGAGCUGCUGGAUCUUGCGGCGAGCGUCCUCGUUGCGCUUCUUGAAGGCCUGCAGCGAGGAGACGGUCUGGCCGCGGAGGCCGAGGGAGCUGGUGACCUUGACCCAGUCAAGCUUAAGAGCAGCGCUUCGCUGUUUAGGGAGAAAGUGAAAAUUAGCUCAUUGGUCCGGGAACGGCCUUCGCCGGGCGCGCAUUGGGGGGUGUUGCACGUCGCGACGAAUUCUAAGACCUGAUUAGAGAUCCAAUUGAGGGAUUAGACGUACCGUGGCCAUUGUGGAUGUGUUGUUGGGGAUAAUCGAGGAGCGGAGAUGAUGGUCGACCAUGGUGUUGUUCAACUUUGCUGGGCUUCACCGG
[Torrubiella] hemipterigena is the source of this 1966-nucleotide messenger RNA. The record is from the annotation of a GenBank genome assembly. NCBI's taxonomy places the organism in Eukaryota, Fungi, Ascomycota, Sordariomycetes, Hypocreales, Clavicipitaceae.